GGCAUUCUCACGCCGUGUAGCACGGCAAUGCCAGAAAAGGCUGUCAAGUAUUGCAAUACGACAGAUCUCCUCAACAGGUCGCGCUCGACAGGCUACACAGGAAGCAUGCAAUUCGGAAUCUCAGCCUCGGCACGAGAGAGGCCUCGAAUCCAGGAAACCAUUUUCGCGUAUAGACCUUCGGAAAUUGCUUGUGGAAAGGUCAUCAGAACCAAGUCGCCCAGGAGUCGAUGACGAAUCGCUGGUCAGCAUUUCUUAUGGAGAGGGAGAAUAUCGACUUGCCCCAGUAGCUCUACGAGAUCUAUGUCAAUGCUCCAAAUGUGUCGACUCCUCAACAAGGCAGAAGCUGUUCUCCACUCCGGACAUUCCUAGCGACAUCAAAGCAAAGGAAAUAACCCAUGAUUCAGGCAACGUGAGCAUCAAAUGGCAGAACGAUGCGCCUGGUUACGCAGAAGAUCAUGUCACUACUCUACCAUUGGAGGGCCUCAGGCGAUUGUGCAGUCGAGGGAAGAUGACACCAGAGCCAGCACCUAUACCUCGGACUUACUGGAAUACCCAAGCCUACACGUCAGAAACUUCGGACUUUGACUAUGAAGAUUACAUGUCAUCCGAUAGCACACUCUAUUCUGCAGCCCGACAACUUCAUACUCAUGGUCUUCUCUUUAUGACGAAUGUGCCAGAAGACGAAGAAUCGGUGGU
Messenger RNA from Pseudocercospora fijiensis CIRAD86, 696 nucleotides. RefSeq lists its product as uncharacterized. NCBI's taxonomy places the organism in Eukaryota, Fungi, Ascomycota, Dothideomycetes, Mycosphaerellales, Mycosphaerellaceae. The record is from RefSeq and is a predicted model, not a curated record. The coding region runs from base 28 to 231 and encodes 67 amino acids. The transcript has a single exon.